UUAAUGUCAAAUUUGACGUUUACGUGUCAUCAAAGUCAUCAAACAUAUGGUUAAUAUCUAUCAAAAAUGAGUAACGUACAGGAACUUCAAGCAAAAAUUAAAGAUUUAGAAUCACAACUGGCUAAUCUUAAGUUGAAAAAUGUUAGGGGAAAAAUUGAAACCAUGUCAUCGGAAGUCGUCGAUUCUAAUCCUUACAGUCGUUUGAUGGCACUGAAGCGUAUGGGUAUUGUGAACAAUUAUGAACGUAUCAGAGAAUUUACAGUAGCCGUAGUGGGUAUCGGUGGAGUUGGAAGUGUAACAGCAGAAAUGCUGACGAGAUGUGGUAUAGGCAGAUUGAUUUUAUUUGAUUACGACAAGGUGGAACUAGCUAACAUGAACAGGCUCUUUUUUCAACCGCAUCAAUCGGGGUUAAGCAAAGUAGAUGCAGCCGCAGAAACAUUAAGAAACAUCAAUCCAGAUGUAGACAUCCAUACAUACAAUUAUAAUAUAACUACCGUAGAGAACUUUGACAACUUUACCAAGGUUUUAACGACUAGCAGCUUAACUAAUGAGGCUGUAGACUUGGUUCUAAGCUGUGUAGACAAUUUUGAAGCAAGAUUUGCUAUAAAUACAGCUUGCAACGAGUUUAACUUGACCUGGUUUGAAUCCGGAGUAUCAGAAAAUGCUGUAUCGGGACAUAUUCAAUUUAUAAUCCCUGGGGAAUCUGCUUGCUUUGCAUGUGCGCCUCCAUUAAUUGUUGCGUCGAAUAUUGAUGAAAAAACACUGAAACGUGACGGAGUAUGUGCGGCAAGCUUGCCAACAACGAUGGGCAUUGUAGCAGGAUUCCUUGUUCAAAACUCUUUAAAAUAUCUCCUUCAGUUUGGACAAGUAACUAAUUAUUUGGGCUACAAUGCAUUAAAUGAUUUUUUCCCUACUAUGAAAUUGAAACCUAAUCCGAAUUGUGAAGAUACCAACUGUCGGUUGCGGCAGAAGCAAUACGCGUUGAAACCGAAACCUGAAAUAGCUGUUGAAGCAAAAGAAGAUGAAGGGCCCUUGCAUGAAGAUAAUGAAUGGGGUAUUAGUUUGGUAGAUGAAAGUGUGGAUGAUGAUAAAGGUGCAGUACAAGUCGCUAAAGGCGUCACGUUAGCAUACACACUGCCAGAUCAAGAUUCAGUGGUGGAGGAGUGCCAGGAAGCCACUUCAACGAAUAUCAGCUUAGAUGAAUUAAUGGCGCAAAUGAAAUCUAUUUAAACAUUCCCCUUUAGUAAGUUUGUUAUUAUGAGACGGUCUUAUAUAUUUGAUGUUGUAACGUAGUUCUAUCUAAUUUUUUUGUUAUUAUUUUAAGGUUGAUCUUGUGGGAGAAAUGCAUUUAAAUAUUUUCAUUCAUGCAGAAAUUUUUAUACUUUGGUAAUUUAUUAAAUUAUA
This is a messenger RNA of Anoplophora glabripennis (Asian longhorned beetle), 1404 nucleotides long. It is a transcript of the gene Uba5, whose product is annotated as ubiquitin-like modifier-activating enzyme 5. The transcript has 4 exons. The record is from RefSeq and is a predicted model, not a curated record. Gene Ontology annotation, molecular function: UFM1 activating enzyme activity. Bases 67 to 1230 code for a protein of 387 amino acids. NCBI's taxonomy places the organism in Eukaryota, Metazoa, Arthropoda, Insecta, Coleoptera, Cerambycidae. Gene Ontology annotation, cellular component: cytoplasm; cytosol. Gene Ontology annotation, biological process: protein ufmylation.